AUAAACGUGUGAGGAUUAGUGAUAGUGUUUACAUACACACACACGGCCAUGAUCGCUCAGGUCAUCGUAACGAUAUUUCUUGUGUAUCUUCUAUCUCUUGUGAUUCAUUAUGGACGACAGUACAGACAAUGGAUUCAGCUCACCUCCAAAAUUACUCCAAUGGGAAAGCUGCAUCCUAUCUGGGGUCAUUUUGUCUUGUUUGAUAACAUGAAGGGAUACUUCAGGACCAUUUUGGAUACGCAGGAGAAAACUAGAACAAAGCUCUUCCACGGCUGGACAAUGUUCUUCUACCCCAGCUUUGGUGUGUGUCACCCAGACACGGCUAAAGUACUCCUCAAGUCCUCCGAGCCCAAACCCAGACACAGCGUGGGCGGAUCCUACAGGUUCCUCUUACCAUGGUUAGGCGAUGGCUUACUGUUGUCAGACGGCCGGAAAUGGGAAAGAAACCGGCGUCUUCUAACUCCCGCCUUUCAUUUUGAUAUCCUGAAACCUUAUGUUCAAAUCUACAAUGAUGUUGCAGACAUUUUCUUGGAAAAACUACAAAAAGCCUGUGACUCUAACCAGAGUAUAGAGAUUUAUAAGCUGGUAUCACUAGCAACACUGGACACCAUGUUACGGUGCUCGCUCUCCUACAACGAACGGGUUCAGGAAAUGGGAGACAGUCACCCAUAUGUGGAGCAGGUCAACAGACUGACUACUCUAGCCAUUAAGAGGAUGAUAACACCAUGGGUGUACCCUGAUUUUAUGUAUGGAUUAACAGCCGACGGCAGAGAAAACAAAAAGCUGACUGAUAGUGUUCAUCAAUUUGCAGAUGAAAUAAUUCAGUCCAGAAUUAGAGCAUUGCAACUUGAUCCGGAUCAUAUCAACAAACGUCGUAAAGAUUUUCUGGAUAUUUUGAUAACAGCAAAGGACGAAAAUGGCAAAGGUCUCAGUCCAGAGGAAAUCCGGGCUGAAGUCGACACAUUUCUUUUCGAAGGACAUGAUACCACUGCGUCCGCCAUUAGCUGGGCAAUUUACUCCUUGGCAAAAUAUCCAGAAAUACAAGAAAAAGUUCAUCAAGAAGUUGUAGAAAUCCUAGGCGAGCGACAGCAUCUACAAUGGGAUGAUUUGAGUCGGUUGAAAUACAUGUCGAUGUUUCUACGGGAGGUGAUGCGGAUGCAUUCUCCGGUCCCGGCGGUGAGUCGGUAUCUAACGAAGCCCCUCUGUGUGGAGGGACUGGAGAUCCCUCCUUAUUUCGCUCUAGAUGUCGUCAUACACGCAGCCAAUCACCAUCCAGAUGUAUGGCCUGACCAUAUGGAUUUUAAACCAGAGAGAUUUGAAGACGAGGCUAAAUUAUCACGUGAUCCUUUUAGCUACUUCCCAUUUUCUGCUGGUCCAAGAAACUGCAUUGGACAGAAUUUUGCUUUCAAUGAGCAGAAAGUUAUGAUCGGAUCAUUGCUUAACAGAUUUAAAGUAAGCUUAGUGGACGGACAUGUUUAUGAAGAAUUCCCGGAUGUAGUGAUGCGAUCAAGAUAUGGCAUUAAGAUAAAUUUAGAAGAAAGGAAGUAGCGAGUACAUGUGCAUCUAUCCACAUUCGUUUUAAAAGUACUUAGUUUAAUAAGUAACUUCAGGAAUCUAAUGAAUAAUUCAGUAGCGCGGUACAUGCAGACAACAUCAUUGUGCAAGAGACGGAUAACCCAAAUUAUUUCAAUGAUCACUAGAAUUCAGGUGCUAUAUAUUGUAUUGUGAUUUCGGACGGAUUUUAUGAGAAAUACGUUUUCUAGGUUUCCCUGGCUAAACCAUCUAUAAUAAUCUGAUAAUUCUAGAUAAUAUGGUAGAAAUACAUUUAAGAAAAUGAAAUAGUUGUUACCUGAAGAAUGAAUGUAACAAACAUUAAUCAUGUAAACUUCAGAGAUUGGACCAGGUGGCAUGGAGGAGUAAGUAUCCCCUGUCAACUGAUAAAUCCACCGUAAACUCUUCCUUUUGACUGUGUACAGACGGAUGUCAGUUCACUAUUGAAAUAAAAGCCAAUUAUUUGUAUAAAAAUCCCGAAAGAAUAUUCA
Molecule: messenger RNA, 2042 nt
Organism: Saccostrea cuccullata (small rock oyster)
Lineage: Eukaryota; Metazoa; Mollusca; Bivalvia; Ostreida; Ostreidae
Product: ultra-long-chain fatty acid omega-hydroxylase-like
Exons: 12
Coding region: 49-1548 (499 amino acids)
Molecular function (GO): oxidoreductase activity, acting on paired donors, with incorporation or reduction of molecular oxygen; iron ion binding; monooxygenase activity
Source: RefSeq, a predicted model, not a curated record